Messenger RNA from Uranotaenia lowii, 1803 nucleotides. Its product is annotated as ATP-sensitive inward rectifier potassium channel 12-like. NCBI's taxonomy places the organism in Eukaryota, Metazoa, Arthropoda, Insecta, Diptera, Culicidae. Bases 160 to 1680 code for a protein of 506 amino acids. The transcript has 3 exons. The record is from RefSeq and is a predicted model, not a curated record. Gene Ontology annotation, cellular component: plasma membrane. Gene Ontology annotation, biological process: potassium ion import across plasma membrane; regulation of monoatomic ion transmembrane transport. Gene Ontology annotation, molecular function: inward rectifier potassium channel activity.
UUGAGCACAGUUCCACUUGAGCCAAUCACGCGUGCACUAGCUACUCGACGAGACUGAUUUGUCGCGUUGCUUUCUUCUUUCGUAAUUCUGAAGAAGAAAAAUUCAAACAAAUUAAAUCAGAAAACGGUAACAAAUAGUUCCGACUAGUCGGUGAAAACGAUGUACGCGAAUCGUUGCCGGAACUUGAACCCGCCUCGGAUCGAUAUCGAGGCGGCCAACAGUGGCGGAUCGGUUUCGGCUAUUUCCGGUCAGCAGCCCGGUGAAGACAGCCAACGACUGUUGAGUCCCACCCACAGGUCCGAUCGGUUGUCCCCGCUCAGUGCCGAUAUCCGGAGCACCGCCAGUGGACAGCUUACGCCGAGAUCUUCUGGACGGAGACCCGGUGCCUACAGGCCAAGUGUCUUUGCCCACCGCCAACCUCGAAGGGCAGUCUUCAAAAAUGGCUACUGCAACAUCACCCAUGGAAAAUACUCCCGGAAGGGCAUCCGAUACCUGCAGGACAUGUUCACAACGCUGGUGGACGCACGGUGGCGCUACACGCUGAUGGUUUUCGCAAUGGGUUUCGUCCUUUCGUGGUUGUUUUUCGGAGCCGUCUAUUGGUUCAUCUGUUAUGCGCAUGGGGAUCUUGAGGAAGCCCACUUGCCGCACAAUCAGGAGGAAAAUGGUUGGACCCCUUGCGUUGUGGCCAUUUACUCAUUCACUUCCUGUUUCCUCUUUUCGCUGGAAACGCAACACACUAUUGGGUACGGAAGUCGGGCGACGACCGAAGAAUGUCCGGAAGCGGUUUUCGUGAUGAGUUUACAAUCCGUUCACGGUGUCAUGAUCCAGGCACUUUUGGCGGGAAUUGUUUUUGCCAAAAUGACUCGAUCCAAGAGUCGAUCGCAGACGCUGCUGUUUUCUAAAAGUGCAGUCAUUUGCCAGCGAGAUGGAGAACUUAAUCUGAUGUUCCGAGUGGCAGACAUGCGUAAGAGUCACAUCAUCGGAGCCAACAUCCGGGCGCAGCUGAUCCGAAGCAAAGUCACCAGGGAAGGUGAAUCCGUAGCUCAGUAUCAAAUCGAAUUGGAUCUGGGCGUCGAUGGAGGAGGUCCGGAUUUGUUCUUCAUCUGGCCACAGAUCGUGUGCCACAAAAUUGACGCAAAGUCCCCACUCUGGAACAUGAGUGCCAUCGAUAUGAUGAACGAUCGGUUCGAAAUCGUUGUCAUCCUGGAGGGAACCAUCGAAAGUACCGGCCAAAGUACACAAGCCCGUUCCAGCUAUCUGAACAGCGAAAUCAUCUGGGGGUACCGUUUUGAGCCGGUGCUGUUCUACAAUCGACAGCGCCAAAAGUACGAAAUCAACUUUUCCAAAUUUGACGCCGUUGUGCCGAUGGACGUUCCGGUUUGUUCCGCCAAAGAUAUGACCGAAGGAAUUGAGUAUUGCAGUCAAGACGACCUCGUCGAUAAGCGACCGGAAUUCACGAACCUGUUCAAUCGGUUGCAGUCCUACCAUUUGGAAAACGAGCAUUCCUUCUACAAGUCGGCAUAUCUGGUAACGGAGACGGCGAACGCACUAACGGUUCCGGUUCCACCGCCCCGAUCACGAUCAUCCAAUGGGAUCGUCUCAAUGGAUCGGCAGAUGGAUUCAGAUAACAAUAACGGUGAUGAUGUCGACGAUAAGAAUAUCAAAUGUUCGGUCGUUUGAAUUAAUUUUACUAAUGGAGAUAAAGGCGCUUUGAAACAAGACUAAGCGUUUGUUUUCUUCAUCCAGCGUUAAGCGUUUUUGAAAUUUAUUGCAUACCCAAAGGCGCUUUCAUAAACCGAUGCA